CCCUAAAACCCUAGCGCUCGAAAUGGCGUUCUUCGAUUAAACCCUGAAAAUCUUCGCAAGCUCCCACUAUUGGUUAUUUUCAGAGGAGACAGCCUCCUGGUCAAGCUCGGUGAUCCUCUCAGUAGCAGCGGCGCCGAAGAAGAAGAAGAACCAUGAGACCCCCAAGAGGCGGUGGCGGGUUUAGAGGAGGACGAGAUGGCGGUCGGGGCGGCGGCGGCCGAGGUUUUCGCGGCGGACGUGGCGGCGGCGGCGGGCGGUUUGGUGGUGGUGGGUUUCGUGAUGAAGGACCUCCUUCUGAAGUCGUAGAGAUUUCGACCUUUAUUCAUGCAUGCGAGGGUGAUGCUGUUACUAAGCUCACCAAUGAGAAGAUCCCUUACUUCAACGCCCCAAUCUUUCUUCAGAACAAGACCCAGAUCGGCAAAGUGGACGAGAUCUUUGGCCCCAUUAACGAGUCUUUUUUCUCUAUCAAAAUGAUGGAAGGUAUCAUGGCAAGUUCCUACGCUCCUGGAGACAAGUUCUUCAUCGACCCCAAUAAGCUCUUGCCUCUUGCAAGAUUCUUGCCACAACCAAAGGGACAGGCAGCUGCUACAAGAGGAGGCCGUGGAGGAGGCAGGGGAGGAGGUUUUAGAGGUGGUGGCCGUGGAGGAGGAUUCAGAGGAAGAGGUGCUCCACGAGGUGGCAGAGGCCCUCCCAGGGGCGGCCGUGGUGGCUUUAGGGGCAGAGGAAGAUUUUAGAUCAAAGUUAUGUAGUGGCAUUGAUGAUCUUAAGCUUUUGUGUUCUCUUGUGGUGUGCUGAUGACCAUCCCCUGAACUCUGCUGUUUAAUAUAUCCAACUUUUGAGCAUUAAUGGAGGCAGUUCUGUUUAGUUGCUGAAUUUCCUGUUGAAAUAUGUCAUGGAUAUGAAUGAGGCUGUUCCGUUCCAUAGCU
Messenger RNA from Linum tenue, 926 nucleotides. Lineage: Eukaryota; Viridiplantae; Streptophyta; Magnoliopsida; Malpighiales; Linaceae. The record is from the annotation of a GenBank genome assembly.